AUGCAUUCGAAUCAUCAUCAACAGCAACAACAACACACCACCCAGACAUUGCCUCAAGGCUGUAAUCGUAAAAGUAAUGGUUAUGCGAUCAAUGGCACUAUACAAACUACCGAAAUUCUUUCACAGACUAAUGCAACAACAAAUGCUAACACAACCUCGGCAACAACUGCAGCAACAGCAAAUGAUUUGAAUUUCUUGCCACAACUAAGGCUGACACCACAAACUCAAGGAACAGAACAGCCUGCAACAACAUUUGUAUUUACAUCGCCGACUUCCACAUUCAAACGUAAGAAGCAACAGCAAUUGUUAAAAGAAGAACAGGAAGUUGAACAACAAAGGCAAAAACAGCAACAACAACAACUGCAACAGGAGCAUUAUAACAAUAACUUGUAUAAAAUUGGCAAUAGCCACCAAGAAAGGCCAAUAGGCACCACUGAAAGUGCAACAACCUUAAGCGAAGAUUAUCACAGCAGGACUACAAUAGUAAAUACAAAUAAUAGAGGAAGUAAUUUAACUCCCAAACGGCAGUCUCUACUAUUACAACAACAACAACAACAACAACAACCACGAACCAACAGCAGCAGCAACACUAACCCUAUAACAAAUGAUACAAAGACGGUGAUAAACAAUAGUUUAGGUGUUUUACUAACAGACACCGUUACAUAUGCACCCUCAUCAUCGUCUGCAACAACAUUCUCUUAUAUCAACGGAAACGGAACUCUAAACAGAAACUCGAACGGUAACGGAUCUACACGUUUAACAUUUAAAACGCACACACUACCAGCCAUAACAAAAACAACAACCCCUUCUACCUUUAUUACGGAUGGUGUGGUGGAUUUGGUGGCAACAACCAACGUAACAAAAUCAAAAGGUCUUACCGGGCGGGAGAAUAAACACAACAAACUGUCCGCAUCGUUUAAACGUCGUCAGAAAAUGCAAGCCAGCAGUAGUGGUGGCAGUGGUACCACAACAGCAACGGCAAAAGGCAACAGUACUUCGAGUCUAAUGGAUGACAUUGAAAUGCAUUUGGGUUUAAUUGGAUGGCGCAAAAAGUGUCUUUACACUUUACUGGUGCUCUUAAUGCUAUUGAUAAUCAUAAACUUAGGACUAACACUAUGGAUAUUGAAGGUCAUGGAAUUCUCAACGGAAGGUAUGGGUCAACUGAAAAUUGUUCCUGGUGGUAUACAACUAACUGGACAAGCUUUAAUUAUGGACAUGUUAAGAGCAUCCACAAUACGCUCAAGGCAUGGGCAACCUAUAGCAAUAG
Messenger RNA from Lucilia sericata (common green bottle fly), 1267 nucleotides. RefSeq names its product myb-like protein Q. The transcript is spliced from 3 exons. The record is from RefSeq and is a predicted model, not a curated record. Gene Ontology annotation, biological process: cardiac muscle tissue development; heart contraction. The annotation marks the transcript as partial. Gene Ontology annotation, cellular component: sarcoglycan complex; sarcolemma. NCBI's taxonomy places the organism in Eukaryota, Metazoa, Arthropoda, Insecta, Diptera, Calliphoridae.